UUGUCGAAAUAAAUUUAAAAUGUCGAUGAUGUCUGCCAGGAGAGAAUUUAAGAAGAAGUAUAAAAUGGAUCUGAAGAACCUCAAACAUCAAAAGAAGACCAGGAGUUCCUCCCAAAUCCACAAGAGGCAUUAUAGUCUGAAAAGUCUGAAAUACGUGAAAUAGAGUCAAUACGAGUGACAAGGAUGAUAGUAAUCUGAUAUAUAGCCUAGAAGGGUUUGAGUCGAAAAUGAGCAAGCAUCAAUCAGAAGUUGUAAGAUCUGAAAGAUCUGAAGCGAUUAUUAAUGCUAAGAGGGAAAUUAAAUACAUUCAUGACUAUUUUUCUAAAGUAGUACGCUCAGGGUAUGGAAACAGAAAUGUAGAAGUACAUAAAAAGGAAAUUGCAACAGCUUUUAAUCAAUUUUGGAGACCAAAAUCAAGCCAGCAAAUAGAUAACUCUGACAAAGAAACAAUACAGGACAAAAAGAUCCAUGUCCGCUUCCAAGUCCCCGACAGCGAAGAAGAUAACUCAGAUCUUGACAGAUCAUCCUCACACCAAAUCUCAACUUCCCAAUCUUUCCACGCCCAAGAAUUCCAUAGUAAGUUAAUCAAGUCCCCUUCUUGCACAUAAAACUCCAUUAUCAAAGCAUAAUUCUUUCGUAAUCAGCUCCCUUUGAGUCCAAAUUUCUCGAU
Messenger RNA from Moneuplotes crassus, 670 nucleotides. Lineage: Eukaryota; Ciliophora; Spirotrichea; Euplotida; Euplotidae. The record is from the annotation of a GenBank genome assembly.